This is a messenger RNA of Arabis nemorensis, 216 nucleotides long. Lineage: Eukaryota; Viridiplantae; Streptophyta; Magnoliopsida; Brassicales; Brassicaceae. The record is from the annotation of a GenBank genome assembly.
AUGAGAGAUUGUGAAUCCGAGGCUAGUCAGAAGGAUCUCAAACCCAUAGCUUUAGCAUGCAUGAGCGCUCCCCGGAUAGCCAUAGAUUCCGCCAUUAGAGGUGAAAAGAUGUUUGAAGAUGUCGUAGAUCCUUGGAGGAAAGUACGAUUCCCUGAUCCCGGAAGAGCCAGCCCAGACCCGCUUCCUGAGAGUUCUCUCGCCAAGCGGCAUCGGUGA